AUGAAGUGGCAUACACUUGGAGUGGUGCUGUUUUUAGGCCUACAAUUGGCUUUAACCUCAUCUAAUGAAGUGAAGCAAGAGACAAAGAGUGUGGAGCCAGCUGAAAGACAAGCACGGCAAUAUUGUGGUUGUUCACCUGGACCACCGGGUCCCCCAGGUCCACCAGGACCUCCUGGACUACCCGGAAAUCCAGGUCUUAAGGGCGAUCGUGGAGAAACCGGUUAUCCUGGACAUCCUGGUAAAUCAGGCAAAUCUGGUAGACCUGGUAUUCCCGGUAAUCCAGGACCACCAGGACGCCCAGGACGUCCUGGACCACCAGGUCCUCCAGGCCCAGUAGGUCCUCCCGGUCAUGGUCAUGGUGGUGGACACUAUCCAGUUCCCCCGGUAGUGGUACAACCUCCAGCACCAGCAUAUCCACCACCUUACCACGGUGGCGGUGGAAAUCAUCAUCAUCACCAUCAUCAUCAUAAUAAUAACAAUCAGGGACCUAUUUACGUUCCCGCCCCUGCUCCAGCACAUCCACCCAUAUAUCCCCAUCCUUAUCCACCUCCCCCAGCUUAUCCACCAGCACAAGGACCAAUUAUUAUUAUGCCUGGUGGUGGUGGCAGUAGCAGCAGUAGUAGCAGUGGUGGUGGUGGAGGAGGUGGCGGCGGUAGUAGUGGAAGUAACACCGUUCGUACUACCACAACUAAAAAACCAGCAAAUAAAAAUCGUAUGUACUAUGGCGACUAUGAUCAUGAGGGUCGCAAGUAUGCUGACAAUUUCGAAAACUAUCGCGAUGAUCAAUAUAACAGUGAAACCGAUGCAGCUCACAAAUAUUCAGCUGAGAAUAAUGUAAAUUCUGCUGAAGAUAGUUCGGAAUAUAAUAACGAAUUGCAACAUCCAAAUGAGCGGGCAUCAGAAAGUGGUGAAAAUUAUUCUCAAGAAGAUUUUAGUGAGAGAGAUAAUGUAAAUGAUCAAUCUCCAGAGGCUCGUUCUAAUCAAGCCAUAACAGUUACUAAACGCUCCAAAAGUCAUCAUAAAUAA
Lucilia cuprina (Australian sheep blowfly) is the source of this 1026-nucleotide messenger RNA. Its product is annotated as cuticle collagen 1-like. The record is from RefSeq and is a predicted model, not a curated record. The transcript is spliced from 2 exons. NCBI's taxonomy places the organism in Eukaryota, Metazoa, Arthropoda, Insecta, Diptera, Calliphoridae. Bases 1 to 1026 code for a protein of 341 amino acids.